AUGGUGCUGAGGCGGAAAGCUAGAACACCGACAACACCGAAGUCAGCUACUUCCCGUACUUCAUCAAGAGCAACAACACCGACACCAACACCGGCAUCGGCAACAACAACAACGCCGACACCAACCCUGAUAAGUUCAAAUCAACCGAAGUCAAAUUAUCCCAAUUUUAAACUUUUCAUAGAAUACUGUGUAGAAGUUGACUUGAAUCAACCGUUCACUACACAGCAUCUAGAUGCCCCUGCAUCAGCAAAGCAUGGAUUGGUUAAAUUUGUCAAUAUGGAUAGAAGUUUGUUGUUAAUGUUGACAGACAAAGAAAUGUUUUUGGAUAAACCCUUGUGGUGGCCUGGUACAACGGAUUUAUGCAUAACCUAUGGAUAUUUAAAUGACAUCACCAUAUCAAGAUCUGAUGAGAGGAAAUUAGCACUGGACAUUAAAUCCUUCAAUCCUGGUAAACGUCUAAUUCAUGUGUUUUCAUCUAUCAGUAAAGAAGAAAGAGAAAAGUUGGUUACAACGCUUACAAACAAUGCUAAACAAUACCAGCAGAUGAUAAAUCAGCAGAAGGCGAUGCAACAACAACAAGCCACUUUAUAUAUGAGUCAGGCUAACGCACAAAAAUCCUCUGUAUCUAGCAAAACUUCACCUGGAGUAUUUAAUUUCAACGAGGCUGACUGUGAAGCAUAUGGAUAUUCACCAACUAUAUAUCCAGUUACUCACUUAAAUGACACUCCAUAUACACAGUAUAGGAACAGAUCAUUAAGCCCUGGUCCACUACACAGCACAACACCAGAGGCUUAUCAGCAUAAACCAUCCAUGAUGUCUCGUUAUCCAAGACAUGAAGAGAAAGGAAAUCAAGUAGAAGAAUCCUUACUAUACACAAGAGGACUAUCUAAAUCACAACCACAACUAUCUUAUCCUCACGAAAACACCUAUCCUUACCAGGAUGGACAUUUUCAAAAAUCCGAAAGUCGUAACAAUUACAGAACACCUGGUUAUGAACCAUAUUCCUCAGUUGUACCAAAGUAUGGUGGUUCAUCUUCAACAGCAGCAGCAGGACCAGGACAUACACCUAGUCGAGUAGUUUGCUACAAUGAUGAUGACGUUUAUGACCAAGAUGUCAACAGACCUAGGAGUAUUAAAAUGAAUGGAGAUGAUUUAGUCUUGAAAAUCAAUUGCUAUAAUCCAGAGACUCGUGCAAGAUCUCCGGGAGCGACGCAUAUUGUUCGAAUUAGUCAUGGUGAUGAUGUGGAAAAUAAUAAUAGAAGAUACUAA
This is a messenger RNA of Heterobilharzia americana, 1269 nucleotides long. The record is from the annotation of a GenBank genome assembly. Lineage: Eukaryota; Metazoa; Platyhelminthes; Trematoda; Strigeidida; Schistosomatidae.